Messenger RNA from Coprinopsis cinerea okayama7#130, 1680 nucleotides. RefSeq names its product Ku70. Lineage: Eukaryota; Fungi; Basidiomycota; Agaricomycetes; Agaricales; Psathyrellaceae. The coding region runs from base 1 to 1680 and encodes 559 amino acids. The transcript is spliced from 16 exons. Gene Ontology annotation, molecular function: DNA helicase activity; damaged DNA binding; double-stranded DNA binding. Gene Ontology annotation, biological process: cellular response to gamma radiation; cellular response to X-ray; double-strand break repair via nonhomologous end joining. The record is from RefSeq and is a predicted model, not a curated record. Gene Ontology annotation, cellular component: nucleus; Ku70:Ku80 complex.
AUGGCACCUUACGAUGAGUGGAACAAGAUUGAUGACGAGGAAGACGAAGAGCUGCAGGAUUACUCGCUGUUCGAUGGAAAGCGGGACGUGAUUCUGUUCUGUAUCGACUGUUCAGAGUCCAUGCAGGAACUGUAUGAUCAUCCGGACUAUGAAGAUGUCAAGACUUCCAAGUUGAAUCGAGCGCUGGACGCCGCGAUGCAAAUCGAGAAGCGCAAGAUCUUAUCCGGGCCAAAUGACUCUGUCGGAAUCAUGCUCUUCAAUACUACUCGGAAAGCCGAGGGCGGGGGCUACGCCUCCGAAAUCAAGAAGGGGACCCAUCUCUACCAGCCAAUUUCUUUAUUGAGCGCUCCCAAAGUGCAAGAAAUUAUCCGGCUUUUGGACGCGGCACAAGAAGACCCAGAAGAGCUUCGAAGGGAAUUUCCCCCAGUCAAAGACAAGAAUGUCCCGAUUGGAGAUGUCUUCACCAGCGCCAACUGGAUUCUACGAGACGGGUUGGAUUUGGUUCAGGCUGGCGUGACCGUCGAACCAUUCUUCAUCAGUACAGAAGAGAAACCCUUCGACGUUUCAAAGUUUUAUUCGUCUGUACUGCUUCCGACCAAUCUCGAAGAUGAUGAGGAGCUGCAGCAGGAUGGCUCUUUACUCCCAGAAUCGAUCUCAAUAGCGAGAAUCGAAGAUCUGUUGGAGCAAAUGAGGAUCCAUGAGUCCCCUAAACGAACGUUGUUCAGUGUCCCCUUCCACCUCGGUGAAGGGUUUACCAUUGGAGUGAAGGGAUAUGCACUGAUCACCGAACAGUCCAAAGGGGCAUACAAGUACUUCGCCGACCUGGGCGACCGAAUGGAAGUCGCAAAAGUUAAAACUGUCUACGUUGACGAAGACCGCGACGCAGAAGUUGAUAAGUCACGGUUUGUAUUUGGCGCCGGGGCAGGGACUGCAGCUGCCAAUAAUGAUGGAGAUGGAGAAGACGAUAGCUUUGGUGUCCGAAAGGUGAAGAUCGGGCAGAGGAAAUUCGAUCAUUCCGCACUUUGGGCCUCCAAUCUGACAUACUCCGGCAGCAAGCGGACCUUCAAGGCCCUGCUAAACUCCAUGAUUGAAAAGGACAAGAUUGGUUUGGCGCUCGUUCUCAUGCGCAAAAAUGCAUCCCCCGUGUUUUGUUACCUUCUUCCCCAGAAGGAGACACGAGACGGGGCAUAUCAGGUCGACCCACCGGGAAUCCAUAUCAUACCCCUUCCUUUUGCAGAUGACAUUCGUGCCGCGCCUUUCGACGAAGCCCUUCGAGCAUCUGCACCACUUGUCGAGAAAGCGAAGGCGUUCGUGGACAAACUCAAGAUCAAACAAGGAACAUACCCGCCCGAUGCUUACCCCAAUCCUGCAUUGGCGUAUCACAAUGCGCAGCUCGAGGCGAGUGCAUUCCGAGAGGAGUACGAUCCAGACUCGUUCGAGGACUUGACUCUUCCGCCGGUGGAGGGGAUCCACAAGAGAGCUGGAAAGCUGCUGAAAGGCUGGAAGGAGGCACUGGAAGAAGACCCGUCCUUCGACGUUGUUCCAGUCGCGACUACGGGGUCGAAGCGUAAAGCUUUGAAAGUUGAUCAGCUGAAGGAGUUUUUGCGAUCGAAAGGGGCCGCUGUCUCAGGGAAGAAAGAUGAACUUAUCCAACGUGUUUCUGAUAUCUUGGGCGGUUAG